Molecule: messenger RNA, 748 nt
Organism: Saccostrea cuccullata (small rock oyster)
Lineage: Eukaryota; Metazoa; Mollusca; Bivalvia; Ostreida; Ostreidae
Exons: 6
Coding region: 5-748 (247 amino acids)
Source: RefSeq, a predicted model, not a curated record
AAAGAUGAAGUUCGGAUCCUUUGGUUACACUGUGGACACCUGUCCCGGUAACAAGACGGAGUACGCAGACUCGGCUACCAGAUUGGGGUGUGGUGUGGAUGAGAAUGGGCGGAGUCAGUACGUCUGUGUUCCCAACAACAACAGGUCAAGUCUGGUGGAGUUCUGUUAUAAUAUAACAACCACUGGAUUAUAUACCAAAGGUAACUGUUUGAAAGUUUUUGAAAAUGGAAAUUUGGACCAAACCAGCUGUGUAAAAUUUUCACAUGGAUGUCCACAAAAUCACUUCUUUCUUUCUGACUUGUAUAAAUUCCCUGCUUGUCAUGAUAUAAAUCCCAAAGAAAGAUGUUUUAAUGCGGAUCCUUCUUGUCCAAACAUAACCUUAACUAAAGAGCCCUCUACAACAGCUAAACCAGAAAGGAAUCCCCCUGAUAGAACACUGCCUACAGGAGCCAUAGUAGGAAUCACAGGAGGAGUAAUAAUAGGCGUUAUCAUUGCUGUACUUGUAGUGGUAUUCAUCUUAAAGAGGUUGAAAAAGAAAUCGGAAAAAGAGGAUGAUAUGGAGGUUCAGACUGGGUUGAUCGAAAAAUGUGGUCAAUAUGGUAAAAUGGAAACAGAAGACAUGAAAUGUUUUAAAUUAUUGUGUAUCACGAUCAGUCAGAGUGAUAUACUGCAGAACUGCAAUGAAAAUGGCGUUAGAAUCAAAGCAAAUAAUCUUUUAAAUGUGAAUGUGAUUAAUAGAGACAAUUAA